Molecule: messenger RNA, 821 nt
Organism: Drosophila santomea
Lineage: Eukaryota; Metazoa; Arthropoda; Insecta; Diptera; Drosophilidae
Gene: Arl8
Product: ADP-ribosylation factor-like protein 8
Exons: 4
Coding region: 124-684 (186 amino acids)
Biological process (GO): anterograde axonal transport; protein transport
Cellular component (GO): lysosomal membrane
Molecular function (GO): GTPase activity; GTP binding
Source: RefSeq, a predicted model, not a curated record
GCGCACUUGGUCACACUGACCUGCCCAGUUGUUUUUUCACGCCAACAUUUACGCUCUUCGGAAAAGGAAACCUUUUUUCGCGAAUUUCAAGUAGAUCCCGACCAGAAACACACCUGCCCCAGGAUGUUGGCCCUCAUCAACAGGAUCCUCGAGUGGUUCAAGAGCAUCUUCUGGAAAGAGGAGAUGGAACUCACGCUGGUGGGACUGCAGUUCUCCGGGAAGACGACGUUCGUCAAUGUUAUUGCAUCCGGCCAAUUCGCUGAGGACAUGAUACCCACAGUUGGAUUCAACAUGCGCAAGAUCACCAGAGGCAAUGUGACUAUCAAGGUGUGGGACAUCGGAGGCCAGCCUCGAUUCCGAUCCAUGUGGGAGCGCUAUUGUCGCGGCGUUAAUGCGAUUGUCUACAUGGUGGAUGCAGCCGAUCUGGACAAAUUGGAGGCUUCGAGGAACGAGCUGCACUCACUAUUGGACAAACCGCAGCUCGCAGGCAUUCCAGUGCUCGUGCUGGGCAACAAACGAGAUCUUCCAGGAGCGCUCGAUGAAACCGGACUCAUCGAACGCAUGAAUCUAUCGAGCAUACAGGACCGUGAAAUCUGCUGUUAUAGUAUUUCCUGCAAGGAGAAGGACAACAUUGACAUAACGCUGCAGUGGUUAAUUCAACAUUCGAAAAGCCAAAGUCGUUAGAUAACGAACAUCCACAUACACACAACGCCCUACCCUCUACACUUACACACUUAGGCACUAUAUCUCACACAGAACAACUAUCUAUACAUUUAUACACUAAUAAUAAUUUGCAGAGUGAUGAACAAUGAGCAAAGCCA